Chenopodium quinoa (quinoa) is the source of this 2145-nucleotide messenger RNA. Its product is annotated as AP-1 complex subunit mu-2-like. The record is from RefSeq and is a predicted model, not a curated record. NCBI's taxonomy places the organism in Eukaryota, Viridiplantae, Streptophyta, Magnoliopsida, Caryophyllales, Amaranthaceae. Bases 387 to 1673 code for a protein of 428 amino acids. Gene Ontology annotation, biological process: intracellular protein transport; vesicle-mediated transport. The transcript is spliced from 11 exons. Gene Ontology annotation, cellular component: clathrin adaptor complex; cytoplasmic vesicle.
CCUUUGUCUCCCUCAUCUACCAAAAAACUCCUCAAAAUUUCGACCCCUUUCUUUUAUUUUAAUUUUUUUUAAAAUAAUUUUUUAUCAUCCCCACAAAAACACCAGUGUAUACAGAUCACAAACCUUAAUACACAAUUCUGAAACUCCUCUGAAUCAAACACUCCAGAGCUUCAAAUUGCUCUUCAAUGGCGUAAAAUAAAUUUCACCCUAAAUUAAACAGAAAAAACCGCCAUUACCAAUUUUCAUUUUCCAAGCUUCGAUUAACCAAUUUCCACCAGAUCUCCUUUCCUUCUUCUUCAUUGAUCUGAAUCUUUCCCUAAUUUUGAAUAAUCAGAGUGAUAAUAAUUUUCUAGGGUUUCUGCUGAAUUUCUUCGAUCGAAGUAAACAUGUCGGGAGCGGCCUCAGCGCUGUUCCUUCUAGACAUUAAAGGUAGAGUUCUCAUAUGGCGGGAUUAUCGCGGUGAUGUUUCAGCGGUUCAAGCUGAGAAAUUCUUCACUAAGUUCAUCGAGAAAGAGGGUGAUCCACAGUCGCAAGAUCCAGUUGUGUACGAUAAUGGGGUUACAUACAUGUUUAUACAACACAACAAUGUGUAUUUACUUAUUGCUACUCGGCAAAACUGCAAUGCUGCUAGUGUUCUUCUCUUUCUCCACCGUGUAGUUGAUGUGUUCAAGCAUUAUUUUGAAGAGCUAGAAGAAGAGUCACUUAGAGAUAACUUUGUUGUAGUGUAUGAGUUACUUGAUGAAAUUAUGGAUUUCGGCUAUCCUCAGUUCACAGAAGCAAAGAUCCUUAGUGAGUUUAUUAAAACUGAUGCUUAUAGGAUGGAAGUCACACAGAGACCUCCUAUGGCUGUGACCAAUGCAGUUUCAUGGCGUAGUGAAGGAAUAUCUUACAAGAAGAAUGAGGUAUUUUUGGAUGUUGUUGAGAGUGUCAAUAUACUUGUAAACAGCAACGGGCAGAUUAUAAGAUCAGAUGUUGUUGGGGCAUUGAAGAUGAGAACAUAUUUGAGUGGGAUGCCUGAAUGUAAACUAGGCCUGAAUGAUAGAGUAUUACUGGAGGCUCAAGGACGAACAACAAAGGGGAAGGCUAUUGACCUGGACGACAUAAAAUUUCAUCAGUGUGUACGUUUAGCUCGUUUUGAAAAUGAUAGGACCAUAUCAUUUAUACCACCAGAUGGGUCUUUUGAUCUCAUGACAUAUAGACUCAGUACUCAGGUGAAGCCUCUAAUUUGGGUUGAAGCCCAGAUUGAGAGGCACUCCAGAAGCCGUAUUGAGAUCACAGUGAAAGCUAGAAGCCAGUUUAAGGAGCGAAGCACUGCAACAAAUGUUGAGAUUGAACUACCAGUUCCAUCUGAUGCCACCAAUCCAAAUAUCCGCACAUCGAUGGGAUCUGCUGCUUAUGCACCUGAGAAGGAUGCUUUAGUCUGGAAAAUAAAAUCUUUCCCUGGUGGCAAGGAAUACAUGUUGAGGGCGGAGUUUAGUCUUCCUAGCAUCACUAGUGAAGAGACACUACCUGAAAGAAAAGCUCCUAUACGGGUGAAAUUUGAGAUCCCGUAUUUUACAGUUUCAGGAAUCCAGGUUCGUUAUCUUAAGAUCAUUGAGAAGAGUGGAUACCAGGCUCUGCCAUGGGUGAGGUACAUAACAAUGGCUGGUGAGUACGAGCUGAGGCUAAUGUAAUUCAACUGGUGAUCCAAGUGCUAUUUGGUAUGUUUAUUUGUAUUUCGGGGCAAAAACUGGAGAGUUGGACUAAAAUGAGCAUGAAGCAACUUUGAUUUCUUUUCAUGGGUCAAGCAGUUCAGCAGUCCCUUGUGACGUAUCUCCAUUCUCGAGCUGAUGAGUCUGUCAUUCAUUAUCUUUGUUGCAUACACUUGAGAGUCUAUGAUUGUGAAGUUAAGUCUCAGCCGCAUAGCGUUUUGUUUUAAUCUUUUGCUAGUUCAUGUGCAGAAUUUUACUUCACUGAUGUGAAGAUUGUGUUCUGCUGGUAAUUUGAUCUGUGAAAAUGAAUUUUUGCCAGUCACUUUUAAUUCUUUGUUUCAGGAUUGGUGAUGUGGUUCAUGUAAGAGAGUAUGAAUACCUGUUAUGAAAUUUGUAAUUCUAUCUAAUUACCUCAUUCUUUUGACUAAUAUUUCAGAAGAUUGAUAUUUUGAAA